GGCGUCGGCCUGGGGAGCGGGGCGGUCCCACUGGCCUCUCCGUCUCUGUCAGGCCGCGGCAAUAUGGCGGGCGCGGAGCAGGGGGCGAGCCUGGAGCAGGCGGAGAAGCACCUGAACGGGGAGCUGCUGCUGGAGCCCGAGGACGCGGAGGGCGGCGCGGCGGGGCCCGGCACUGAGGAAGGCGCCAAGAAGAAGCGGCGGAAAAAGAAGAAGAGCAAAGGCGCCUCCGCGGGACAAGAAACAGAAAGAGAAUUAGAGAGUGCUCUUGAUGAUGUAGCAAAACAGUUGGAUAAACAAACACUGGAGGAGAAGGAAAAAGAUGAUGAUGAAGAAGACGGAGAGGGUGAAGGAGAUGGAGCAACAGGGAAGAAAAAGAAGAAAAAGAAAAAGAAGAAAGGACCUAAGGUGCAGACAGAUCCACCUUCCAUUCCAAUAUGUGAUCUGUUUCCCAGUAGCAUAUAUCCAAAAGGAGAAGAAUGCGAAUAUCCACCAACACAAGAUGGGCGAACUGCUGCUUGGAGAACUACAAGUGAUGAAAAGAAAGCAUUAGAUCAAGCCAGUGAAGAGAUUUGGAAUGAUUUUCGGGAGGCUGCUGAGGCGCACAGACAAGUGAGGAAAUAUGUAAUGAGCUGGAUCAAACCUGGAAUGACAAUGAUAGAAAUCUGUGAAAAACUCGAAGACUGCUCACGCAAGCUGAUAAAAGAAGAUGGUUUAAAUGCAGGUCUUGCAUUUCCCACUGGAUGUUCUCUGAAUAACUGUGCAGCCCACUACACUCCCAAUGCUGGAGAUCCUACAGUAUUGCAAUAUGAUGAUAUUUGCAAAAUAGACUUUGGAACACACAUUAGUGGUCGUAUUAUUGACUGUGCUUUUACUGUUACAUUCAGUCCAAAAUAUGAUAGACUGUUACAAGCAGUAAAAGAUGCUACUAAUACUGGUAUAAAGUGUGCUGGAAUAGAUGUUCGUCUCUGUGAUGUUGGUGAAGCGAUCCAAGAAGUUAUGGAGUCCUAUGAGGUCGAAAUUGAUGGCAAAACAUAUCAAGUGAAACCAAUUCGCAAUCUGAAUGGACAUUCAAUUGGGCCAUAUAGGAUACAUGCUGGAAAAACUGUGCCCAUUGUGAAGGGAGGAGAAGCAACAAGAAUGGAGGAAGGUGAAAUAUAUGCUAUAGAAACUUUCGGUAGCACAGGAAAGGGUGUUGUUCAUGAUGACAUGGAAUGUUCUCAUUAUAUGAAAAAUUUUGAUGUUGGGCACGUGCCAAUAAGGCUUCCAAGAGCAAAACAUUUGUUAAAUGUUAUCAAUGAAAACUUUGGCACUCUUGCCUUCUGCCGCAGAUGGCUAGAUCGUCUGGGAGAAAGUAAAUAUCUAAUGGCUCUGAAGAACCUGUGUGACUUGGGUAUAGUGGAUCCAUAUCCUCCAUUAUGCGACAUUAAAGGCUCAUAUACUGCCCAGUUUGAGCAUACCAUAUUAUUGCGCCCAACAUGCAAAGAAGUUGUCAGCAGAGGAGAUGACUAUUAAACUCAGUGUCACCUCAACACCUUUAUACUCUAGGCUUUGUUGGAACAUGUUAUACCAGAAUUAAUUUGCACCGUAUUGUCUGUUUUAACAGUGGACCGAUGUAAUACUUUCCAUGUUUGGAAAGAAAGGAAUUUAAUCAAAGGCAAGUCUUCUAAUGUAACUAACCAAGGAAAAAGCUUUCAUGCCUCUAGAAAUAUUUCAGGUUACAUAUAUAUAUUUUUUUUUCUGUUCAGGGAAAUAUGUGCUAUAAAGCUCAAUUUUUAGUUUGGAAUGAGUUAUACAUUUUGUUUUGAACAUUUAUGAUAAGAAAUGCUUUUCAGAUAUUUAUAUUACUAUAUUCCUACGUGAAUGCUUUGAAUGAUUACACCUGACUUCUGCACCUAAGCCCUCUAUGGUAUUGCCUUUUAAAUUUCCUGAAAUCCAUUUUUGUAAAAAAUAGACAAAUUUUCAGAUCUUAAAAACAUAUAUACUUUUUAAAAGUCUGGUUAUGACUCUGGGCAGGAGUCUGCUGGGGAACUGCUCUAUUAAAUAAUAAUAAAAAAUAUCCAUUUGCCAUUUAUUGUCUUGAAACUGGGCCUGUGCUGCCAUUUAUGUGAAACUUGACAAUCUAUCAGUUAUGUAACAGUAGUAUCUAUACUGAGAGCCAAGCCAAGGUGUUAGGGGUUUUUUGUCGUUGAGCAUGUCACUCUCCAGUCUUGAGUUUUUCUGUAUUGGAACAUGCUAACAAGUACAUUUUGACUGACUCCUUUGCUGCUGUUUUCAGUAGGGAGGCACAUCUGAUAUGCCUUCUUAAGCUAAAUGCCUCACUUUAUACAGUCACUGGGCUUGCUGCCAACCUUUAAUAUUAAAAUAUCUAUUCAGAUUCGUUGGUACCUGUAUGCCCCAUUGUAUGACAUUUAAAUAUUCACUGAUCCUUGUUUCCUGCCUCCUCAAAACAGCAUAGGUAAUAUAAAGAUUUAGGGACAGUAGUGAGGAUGAAAACAUUAGCUUUAGUCUGUAAUUGAAUCCUCUUCCAGAUGAGCAAACUAAAUUGGAGUAUCUGACACUUUCUUGGUGUAACCGGCAUUAUCUUUCUGCUACAAUAACUGGCUGAAUAUCAUUCGUUUGUUUUAUUAAAAGAUGAGGAUUUUUAGAGCUUGGACUGCAGUUGGCAUAACAUCACUGCCUACUUAUGUAGCUCAGUGUUAAAAUUCUGCAUAAAGUUACUGGUAACAAGUAUGCCAACUUCUGUAGUAGUCAGCAUGAGUGCCUUAAACAUGCCUACUUUGGGAAAACAGAACUCUUUACGAAGAUAUAAAGGCGGCUGGUCUCUGAUUCAUUUAAAAAACUUUUUUUUUUUAAAUUUAGAAGUACUAAACAUUUUGGUAGCUCUUCCUUUUUGGAUUAAAGGGAGCUGUAUAUUGAUCUCACAGGACUCUGAUAUAUGAGCUGCAGCUCUUUGUCCCGUUUUGAGGGACGGACGCAAAAAAAAAAAAAAAAAA
Gopherus evgoodei (Goodes thornscrub tortoise) is the source of this 2993-nucleotide messenger RNA. RefSeq names its product methionyl aminopeptidase 2 (gene METAP2). Lineage: Eukaryota; Metazoa; Chordata; Testudines; Testudinidae. Bases 64 to 1512 code for a protein of 482 amino acids. The transcript has 11 exons. Gene Ontology annotation, molecular function: metalloaminopeptidase activity. The record is from RefSeq and is a predicted model, not a curated record. Gene Ontology annotation, biological process: proteolysis.